AUGAAAGGUUCUUCUUUUGUUUCUAACGUCCACAAUAUUUCAUUUUCUCCUUCUUUGAUUAGUUCUAACCCUUUUGAUCAACGCCAUGUGACUUUGAAACCAUUAUUGGCAAAGGAGAGAAUUUGGCCAAAAAAUGUUGGUUGUUUUGUUAAGCAACAAAAGGGUAAAAGUGGGAUAGUAAGAGAGUUGGAGAGAGAGCUUGAAGGUGAGAUUGAUGAAGAAAAAGGUAAAGGUAAAAGUGGAGUGACAAGGUUUAGAGAAAAGUGUGGAGAAAAGAAAGGAGUUGUGGAGUUGUUGGAGUGUUUGGAAAAGGAAGCAAUAAUGGGUGAUGAUGUUGGGAGAGAAGCUAAUGAUUAUAAUCGAAGGGCUCAGAUAUUUGAUAAAAGCUCUAGAGUUUUCCAAGCUCUUAAAGAAGUCAAUGAUCAUGCUUGA
This is a messenger RNA of Vicia faba (fava bean), 432 nucleotides long. Lineage: Eukaryota; Viridiplantae; Streptophyta; Magnoliopsida; Fabales; Fabaceae. The record is from the annotation of a GenBank genome assembly.